Messenger RNA from Acanthochromis polyacanthus (spiny chromis), 996 nucleotides. RefSeq names its product transmembrane 4 L six family member 5 (gene tm4sf5). The record is from RefSeq and is a predicted model, not a curated record. NCBI's taxonomy places the organism in Eukaryota, Metazoa, Chordata, Actinopteri, Pomacentridae. Gene Ontology annotation, cellular component: membrane. The coding region runs from base 1 to 606 and encodes 201 amino acids. The transcript has 5 exons.
AUGUGCUGUACAGGAAAGUGUGCCCGUCUGGUGGGCCUGAUCCUGCUGCCUUCAGCCUUCAUCUGCAUGAUCUCCAACCUGCUGCUGUUCUUCCCCGAUGGGCAAAAGCUGAACAAUAAUGAGAUCUCCAUCCAGGUCUGGCUCAUGGGGGGGCUCAUCGGAGGAGGCCUGUUUAUCCUGUGUCCGAGCUUUUCCGCUAUCAGGGCUGGGGGCAAGGGUUGCUGUGGAGCAGGUUGCUGUGGCAACCGCUGCCGCAUGCUGAACUCAGUCUUCUGCUCUGCCUUUGGUCUGCUCGGAGCCAUUUACUGCACCAGUGUGGCCUCAUCUGGUCUGGCUAUUGGACCCAAGUGUCGGGUGGGCAGUGACUGGAAGUACCCCUUUGAAAACACUGGCACGGGUAAUAGCAGCUACCUUGCAAACCAGGACUCAUGGACGAUCUGCGAGUUCCCUAAGAACAUAGUGAUGUGGCAUGUGGUUCUGUUCUCCAUCCUGCUGGCCGUGGGUCUUCUGCAAGUGGUUCUCUGCGGCAUCCAGGUUUUCAACGGCUGCUUGGGAUGCUUCUGCGGGGAUUGCCGGGACAGCAAAGAUGAUGACAGUGGACUGUGAAAGUGAGGAAGAUAAUCCGGCUGUAACCUGCCUUCACAACAACUGGGACACAUUUCUCCAUUUGUUCAGGUUCUGGAUAUGCUGUAGCUCUCCGACGAAGCUUACUGAGAUUUUCUUUUGAUACUCUUUGACGCUUUUGUUUCUGCCUUUUUAAACAUAUCAAAGCCUUACUCCAUCAUUUUGUGAAUUUUAUUCCUCUUCUUGUGUGCACUAGCUGCCUUUCUUUCUUAAGUUGAAAAUAAAUACUGAAUUAAGUAAUUUCCAUACUGAAGACCACACAUGGGACGUAUGUGGAUCAAAUUGUAAUUGUAAAUAAUUGUUAAUAUUUGCUCUGCAGGGGACAAGACAAUAAAAAGCUCUGAAUUUAAUUAAAGAAAUGAAACCAACAGA